CUUAGCCGGUGCUCAGCCUGAUGGAAGCCCGGACUGACGCCAGCCUCCAGCAGGAAUUUUUUUAAGGGAAGCAAGCUGAAUGACCCAGGCGACAGGAGGGCCGCAGGAUAACGCCCUUUCCGCCGGAAGUCGGUGUCCGAGUCUCCACGUGCCGUUCCUCCCCCCUCCCCACCCGGGCCUGUAGCGGCGGCUCAGCUGCUGCCAUGGAGCCUGCGGAUCUGGAACAGAUCCUAAAGGAGCUGCUGCUGCCGGACACCGAGCGCAUCCGCCGGGCCACGGAGCAGCUCCAGACCGCCCUUCGGGACCCCGCUGCCUUACCCGCUCUCUGCGACCUGUUGACUUCGGCCACCGACCCUCAGAUCCGCCAGUUUGCAGCCGUCCUGACCCGCAGGAGACUGAACACCCGCUGGCGACGCUUGGCACCUGAGCAGCGGGAGAGCAUCAAGACCCUGGUCCUGACAGCCCUGCAGAGGGAGACUGAGCAUUAUGUGAGUGUCAGCUUGGCCCAGCUCUCAGCCACCAUUUUCCGAAAGGAAGGCCUGGAAGCCUGGCCUCAGUUCAUGCACCUCCUUCAGCAAAGUACCCACAGUGCCAACAGCCCCGAGAGAGAGGUGGGACUCUUGCUGCUGAGUGUGGUGGUGUCGACCCAACCCGAGGCGUUCUACCCCCACCAGCGGGGGCUUCUGCAGCUUCUGGCCGACACUCUGGGUGAGACAGGCGCCCCCAGAGUCCUCUUCUACUCCCUGCGCACUCUGGCCGCCUUGGCCCCCUACCUCAGGACUGAUGAUGUGCCUCUCGCGCGGAUGUUGGUGCCCAGACUCGUUACGGCAGUGAGGACUCUGAUCCCCAUAGAUGAGGUAAAGGCCUGUGAGGCCCUGGAGGCCCUGGAUGAACUGCUGGAGUUAGACCUGCCCAUCAUCACUCCCCACCUCUCUGAGGUCCUCACAUUCUGCCUGGAGGUGGCUAAAAACGUGGCCCUUGGCGAUACAAUUCGUGUGCGCAUCCUCUGCUGCCUCACUUUCUUGGUCAAAGUCAAAAGUAAGGCCUUACUGAAGAACCGCCUCCUGCCUCCCUUGCUGCAAGCCCUCUUCCCAAUUAUGGCUGCGGAGCCACCCCUAGGCCAGUUGGACCCUGAAGACCAAGAUUCUGAUGAUGAUGAGUUGGAGAUCGGGCUGAUGGGGGAGACCCCCAAGCACUUUGCUGUACAGGUUGUGGACAUGCUGGCGCUCCACCUUCCCCCUGAGAAGCUCUGUCCCCUUGUGAUGCCCAUGCUGGAAGAAGCCCUACGGAGUGAGUUCCCGUACCAGCGGAAAGCAGGCUUCCUGGUGCUGGCUGUCCUGUCUGAUGGUGCUGGUGACCACAUCAGGCAAAGGCUGCUGUGCCCACUGCUGCAGAUCGUGUGCAAGGGCCUGGGCGACCCCUCCCAGGUGGUUCGAAAUGCUGCUUUGUUCGCCCUGGGCCAGUUUUCAGAGAACUUACAGCCCCACAUCAGCAGCUAUUCAGAGGAGGUCAUGCCCCUGCUCCUGGCCUACCUGAAGUCAGUGCCUACCGGGAACACCCAGCACCUGGCCAAGGCCUGCUACGCCCUGGAGAACUUCGUGGAAAACCUGGGGCCCAAAGUGCAGCCCUACAUACCCGAGCUCAUGGAGUGUAUGCUGCAGCCUCUGAGGACCCCCAGCAAAGCCCGCACCAGGGAGCUGGCUGUGAGCGCCAUCGGGGCCAUUGCCACAGCGGCCCAAGACUCCCUGAUGCCCUACUUCCCUACUAUCAUGGAGCUUCUCCGGGGCUUCCUGCUGACGGGCCACGAGGACCAGCAGCUCGUGCAGAUCCAGAGCCUGGAGACCCUGGGAGUGCUGGCCCGGGCCAUGGGGGAGUCCAUGAGGCCCCUGGCCGAAGAGUGCUGUCAGCUGGGGCUGGGGCUAUGCAGCCACAUAGAUGACCCCGACUUACGGCGUUGCACGUACAGCCUGUUUGCAGCCUUAUCGGGGCUAAUGGGCGAGGGCCUGGGACCCUACCUGCCGCAAAUUACCACGCUCAUGCUGCUGUCACUGCGCUCCACCGAGGGCAUCGUGCCUCAGUAUGAUGGAAUCAGCUCCUUCCUUCUGUUUGAUGAUGAGAGCGAGGAGGAAGAAGACCUCAUGGAGGAGGACAUGGAGGAGGAGGAGGUGGAGGACGACUCUGAGAUCUCGGGGUACAGCGUGGAGAAUGCCUUCUUCGACGAGAAAGAAGACACCUGCACAGCCCUGGGGGAGAUCUCUGUGAACACCAGCGUGGCCUUCCUUCCAUACAUGGAUAACAUAUUUGAUGAGGUGUUCAAACUGUUGGAGUGUCCCCACCUGAAUGUGCGGAAAGCGGCCCACGAAGCCCUGGGACAGUUCUGCUGUGCCCUCCAGAAGGCCUGUCAGAGAAGCCCCUCCGAAGCCAGCAGUGCCGCUCUGCGGUCCUCCUUGGCUCGGGUGAUACCGUCCUACAUGCAGGCAGUGAAGGUGGAGAGGGAGCGCCCGGUGGUGAUGGCCGUGCUGGAGGCCCUGACAGGGGUGCUGCGCGCCUGCGGGAACCUGGCCCUGCAGCCUCCUGGACGCCUCAGUGAGCUCUGCACGAUGCUCAAGACGGUGCUGCAGAAGAAGACAGCCUGUCAGGACACGGAGGAGGAGGAGGAAGAUGAAGAAGGAGACCAGGCAGAGUAUGACGCCAUGUUACUAGAGCAUGCUGGAGAGGCCAUCCCCGCCCUGGCAGCCGCCGCCGGAGGACAGGCCUUCGCGCCUUUCUUUGCCAGUUUCCUGCCAUUACUGCUGUCCAAGACGAAGCAGAGCUGUACGGUGGCGGAGAAGUCCUUUGCGGUGGGAACCCUGGCCGAGUCGAUCCAGGGUCUGGGCGCCGCCUCAGCCCAGUUUGUGUCCCGGCUGUGCCCUGUGCUGCUGAACGCCGCCCGGGAAGCGGACCCCGAGGUGCGGAGCAACGCCAUCUUCGGGCUGGGUGUACUUGCGGAGCAUGGGGGCUGCCCUGCUCAGGACCACUUCCCGAAGGUCCUGGGCCUCCUUUUGCCCCUGCUGGCGAGGGAGCGGCAUGAUCGCGUCCGCGACAACAUCUGCGGGGCUCUUGCCCGUCUGCUGAUGGCCAGUCCAGCGAGGAAAGCGGAACCCCAGGUGCUGGCUACCCUGCUACAUGCCCUGCCACUGAAGGAAGACAUGGAGGAGUGGAUCACCAUAGGCCACCUCUUCAACUUCCUGCACCAGAACAACCCUGACCAGGUUCUAGACGUGGCUCCCGAGCUCUUGCGCAUCUGCAGCCUGAUUCUGGCGGACAACAGAAUCCCGCCAGACACCAAGGCGGCGCUGCUGCUGCUCCUGACCUUCCUGGCCAAACAGCACGCCGACAGCUUCCACGCGGCCCUGGGCUCACUGCCCGCUAACAAAGCUGAGGAACUCCAGGCCAUGCUGGGCCUCACCUAGACUGCGGGCUCCCGCCGGGCCCCCCCUCGGGCCCGAAGAGUACCAGUAGGCCCAGGCCCAGCUCAUCUCACCAAAGACUGUAUCAUCGGAAGUCAAUCCUGCUUGCUGUCUUACCGGGUGUCUCUGGGGCUGGAUCUAUACAAGCAGAGCUGUGACAUCAUACUGUAAUAAAGGCAGCUUGCUCCCUGCUCGGACACUA
Messenger RNA from Peromyscus maniculatus bairdii (prairie deer mouse), 3651 nucleotides. Lineage: Eukaryota; Metazoa; Chordata; Mammalia; Rodentia; Cricetidae. The record is from RefSeq and is a predicted model, not a curated record.